Suncus etruscus (white-toothed pygmy shrew) is the source of this 4423-nucleotide messenger RNA. RefSeq names its product cat eye syndrome critical region protein 2. The transcript has 18 exons. Gene Ontology annotation, cellular component: CERF complex. The record is from RefSeq and is a predicted model, not a curated record. Bases 1 to 4287 code for a protein of 1428 amino acids. Gene Ontology annotation, biological process: chromatin remodeling. Lineage: Eukaryota; Metazoa; Chordata; Mammalia; Eulipotyphla; Soricidae. Gene Ontology annotation, molecular function: protein binding.
AUGCGCCCGGAGGACGGCGGCCACGGCGCGGCCGGGCUGGGCGAGCUGCGCUCGUGGUGGGAAGUGCCGGCCAUCGCGCACUUCUGCUCGCUCUUCCGCACCGCCUUCCGCCUGCCCGACUUCGAGAUCGAGGAAUUAGAAGCAGCUCUUCACAGAGAUGAUGUAGAGUUUAUCAGCGACCUGAUUGCCUGUCUACUUCAGGGCUGCUAUCAACGAAGGGAUAUCACGCCUCAGACAUUCCACAGCUACCUGGAAGACAUUAUCAACUACCGCUGGGAGCUUGAAGAAGGGAAACCUAACCCUCUAAGAGAAUCCAAUUUCCAGGACCUGCCUCUCCGUACUCGAGUGGAGAUUCUUCAUCGUCUCUGUGAUUACCGACUAGAUGCAGAUGAUGUCUUCGAUCUUCUCAAGGGUCUGGAUGCAGAUAGCCUCCGUGUUGAACCAUUGGGUGAAGACAAUUCUGGAGCACUCUAUUGGUAUUUUUAUGGAACGCGAAUGUAUAAGGAGGACCCCGUACAAGGAAAAUCCAAUGGGGAACUUUCUUUAAACAGGGAAAGUGAAGGACAAAAAAAUGCCUCAGGUGUUCCUGGGAAAACUGGAAAAAGAAGAGGAAGACCUCCAAAACGAAAGAAAAUACUGGAAGAGAUCAUAGUGAAUGAAAAGCAGGAAGAAAACUCCUUGGCAUCUGAGUCACAGACAAGAAAUGUGUCCCAAGGGCCAGGUCAAGGCACUUGGUGGCUCCUAUGUCAAACAGAAGAAGAAUGGAAACAGGUUACCGAGAGUUUUCGAGAGAGGACUUCCCUUCGAGAACGGCAACUGUAUAAGCUUCUUAGUGAAGACUUCCUACCUGAAAUCUGCAAUAUGAUUGCCCAGAAGGAGACCCCUGUGCUUACAAGAAUAGAAAAACAGAAACGCAAAGAAGAGGAGGAAGAACGUCAGAUACUUCUAGCAGUGCAAAAGAAGGAACAGGAACAGAUGCUGAAGGAGGAGAGGAAACGAGAGCUGGAGGAAAAAGUCAAGGCAGUCGAAGAUAGAGCCAAGAGGAGAAAACUCAGAGAAGAAAGGGCAUGGCUACUUUCUCAAGGGAAGGAGCUCCCCCCAGAACUUUCCCAUCUGGACCCUAAUUCCCCCAUGAGGGAAGAAAGAAAGUCUAAAGACCUCUUUGAGUUGGAUGAUGAUUUCACUGCCAUGUAUAAAGUUUUAGAUGUAGUAAAGGCUCACAAGGAUUCCUGGCCAUUUUUGGAGCCUGUGGAUGAAUCUUAUGCCCCUAACUAUUACCAAAUUAUUAAGAUUCCCAUGGAUAUUUCAAGCAUGGAGAAGAAACUAAAUGGAGGCUUAUACUGUACCAAGGAGGAAUUUGUAAAUGACAUGAAGACCAUGUUCAGGAACUGUCGAAAAUAUAAUGGAGAAAGUAGUGAAUAUACUAAGAUGUCUGAUAAUUUAGAGAGGUGUUUCCAUCGAGCCAUGAUGAAGCAUUUUCCUGGUGAAGAUGGAGACACAGAUGAAGAAUUUUGGAUCAGAGAAGAUGAAAAGCGAGAGAAGAGACGGAAUCGUGGUGGGCGAAGUGUUUGGACCCGCUCCAAGGAUUCUGAAGGUCCCAACAGGAAACCGCAGCCUGUGGAAAAUGGAGGGAAAUCUUUGCCACCUACACGCAAAGCAUCCUCUUCUGGGGAUGACCAGAGUAGUAGUUGUACACAGCUCCCUCGAGAUGUUGGUACCUCCAAUGGCCAAGGCUUCUCUUGUCCCCCACAUUAUGAUGGAAUGCCCAACCAGGCACCCCUCAUAAAGCAGAUGAGACCAGCAGUACCAGGAACAUUUGGCCCUCUUCGUGGGUCAGAUUCUACCAAUUUAUAUGUCUCCUCUAGAGUCCCAGAACUACACCCUAGAGAGCCUCUCCAGCAGCAUCAACCUUAUGCCAUGCAGCCUCCAGUUGGAAUUAACAGCCAUCGAGGACCCAAAGUAGGUACACCUGAAGAGAAGCAAGUAUGUGGGGGAUUAACUCACCUUUCUAACAUGGGAUCACAUCCUGGAUCCUUGCAGUUUGGGCAGAUGAUUGGCCCCACUCCAGAAGGAAAUAUAUAUCCCCCAACUCAGUUCCAGUCAGGAUUUGCUCCUCCCAGACACAGUGGUGUUCCAGCCCGACCCCCAGACUUUCCAGAAAGCCCAGAAAUUCCUCCCACUCACAUGUACCGAUCACUUAAAUACCUGAACCGAAUACAUUCUGCUGUCUGGAAUGGAAACCAUGGUGCUACAAACCCAGGACCCCUGGUGCCAGAUGACAAGUCUCCCAUGGGGCUCAUCCCCUCUCAUCAGCCUCGUACUCUUGGUCAUAUUAUGGAUUCCCAAGUGAUGAGACCACAUCUCUCGUCAAACCAGUGGACUGAACAAUCAAGCUUUCUACCUCAUGGAGUUCCUUCUUCAGGGUAUAUGCAGCCACCUUCUAAAUCUGGAGGACAUCAGUUACAGCCACCUCCCAACCCAGCACCAGGUUCACUCUUUGGAGCACCUUCCCAGACUCUGCGUGGGAUGCAGGGAGGGGACUCCAUGAUGGACAGCCCAGAGAUGAUCGCCAUGCAGCAGCUGUCUUCCCGAGUCUGUCCAUCAGGUGUGCCUUACCAGCCCCAACAACUGACUCCACCCGUGCUCCCUGGCACUUUCCCACAAGUGGUUCACACCACAUCUGUGGGUGUGUCAACCCCCAAACCUGUCCUGGGGAACCCUAGAAUGACACAGGACAACAGUGAAACACAGGAGCCUGAGAAUGACAGAGAUCCCUUGCCUGGACUUCAGGAUAAGCCACUAAGUGUUGGUGCUUCAGAGAAGGUGUAUCUCAAACAACUACCUCACCCUACACCUCCUCUGCAAACUGGUUGUACCAGGCAGAGCUCACCACAGGAAAGGGAAACAGACGGUCCAGAGCUCAAAGGCGACGCCUCAGAAUCUAGAGACAACUGUAAAGCAACAAAGAGCAAAAGUACCUGGCCCUCAGAGAAUAGUUACUCGAGCCCAGCAGCCCAAGAAUGUAUGAGAGAUCUCUCCACUCUGGCAGAUAGAGGAGCUCUACCUGAAAAUGGAGCCAUUGUUGAAUCAACCCCUUGUGGAUCUGAGACUAAAGGCCUUGGAAAUAAUGGUUCAGAAAAGCCUCUGUGCUCCAGAAGCAAAAUAUCGCAAGAAACCAUGCCAUGUACAGCACAGAAUCCAACUACUUCCAGUACAGACACCAGUUUGAUGGGAAGUACUGUCAGCCAGUUUUCUCCCUUGUAUAUGCCUGUCCUGGAAUAUGCAAAUUCAGCUACACAUUAUCACCUCAAUCCGGGCCUACAAGGCUUGGGUACUGUAAUGGGGGGUAAACCCUCAGUAUCACAUCCCCACAAUUUUACCCCUAGGGGCUUUCAAUCUAACAACCCCCAUACUGGAAUCUUUCCCCGGUAUCGCCCCCACCAAGGAAUGAAGUACUCCUAUCAACCACCCCCUCAGCACUCCUAUCAUCACUACCAGCGAACUCCUUAUUACACAUGUUCUCAGGGUUUUUCUGACUGGCAGAGACAUCUCCAUCCCCCAGGAAGUCCAACUGGACCACCUCCUAGUCAGCCUCCCCCACCGAGGCCCCUCUUCCCAGACAAGAACUCCAUGGCUAAUCUACAAGGCUGUGAAUCACUGAAUGCUUCCUCGAGCCAAAUGGAUGUGAUGACUACUAAAGUAGUCACAGCUGAUGGGCAGAAUCCUGGUCCAGAGGAAGAAAAGCUGGAUGAAUCACUGGAGAGGCCAGAGAGUCCCAAAGAAUUUCUAGACCUGGACAACCAUAAUGCAGCUACCAAGCGACAAAGUUCACUAUCAACUAGCGAAUAUCUUUAUGGAACUCCUCCUCCACCUCUGAGUUCAGGAAUGGGGUUUGGUUCUUCCCCUUUCCCAACCCAUAGCAUGAUGCUACAAACGGGGCCUCCUUACACACCACAGCGACUAGCUAGUCAUUUUCAGCCCAGGGCUUACUCUUCCCCUGUGGCUGUUCACCCACAUCAUCAUCCAGUGGCACCCCAGCCCAAUGGCCUCUCUCAGGAAGGCCCCAUCUAUCGUUGCCAGGAAGAAGGCCUGGGUCACUUUCAAGCUGUAAUGAUGGAACAAGGUGGCACUGGAAGUGGAAUAAGGGGACCUUUCCAAGAAAUGUACAGACCAUCAGGAAUGCAGAUACAGCCAUCCCUGUCACAGCCCUUGUUCCCAAAGCCCCCAGCAUCACAGGAGGACUUACCAACACAUAAGCCCCCAACAGUUCCUCUUGAUCAGAGUUAGUCCAAGGAAAUAACUCGAUGAAAAUGGACAGCUGCACAUGAAGACUAGAACAUGAAGAAUAAGAAUGUGGGCAAGAUCCUCCCAUUGGUCUUUCUACCACACCAGCAAUCAGUCCCCUCCACAGCACGAAGCAUCC